AUGAAGCAAAGCUCAGAGACAGCGUUUUUUUUUACGAACUUGCUCAGCGUCGUCGACAACGAACACAAGACGUGUAGAAAAACGGCAUAACCACACAACACAAUACGAAAACUAAUAAGAAUUACAAAAAAAAAGUACUCGAAAGCGGCUCAAGGGAGCGACGAACGCAGUGAACGGGAGUAAAUUCUGAUUCUAAAUGUGUGUGCGUCACACUCACACACACAUAGAUAUACAGUCAUAUAUAUACACAUACAUUCAUAUAUACACACAGCACGCGUUUCACAAAAGUCAGAGCGACUGAAAGCAGCAAACAGUAGCAAAACAACCAGGCAACAGCAGCGACACAACGCUGUUCAGCAACAAAUUAAAAUAAAUCGCAAAAUAAAAUAAUGCAAACAAAACUUAAUUGAAAUUAAGCAUUUAACAAAUUACACUACUGCAUAUGGUAGUGUGAGAACUUACUACAGCGCGAAUACACGCAUACGUACAUGCAUGCACAUGCAUACAUAUCCAAAUUAAAAACCGAGUGGCUGCCUUUGUUCGAAAAGGCUGGCAACGCUUCUUUUGCUACUGCUUACUGGCCAUUUUGGCACGCAGCUCAAGAGAUAAAAAAAAGGAAGAAAAAGCCAAUAACCCUUAGAGAAGUGUCAAAAGAUAAACAGUGAAUUCCUCGUCAAAUCCGUCAAUCGCAUAAGCUGUACAACGUAAAAGAGCAACGGCAAGAGCAAUAACAUAAUCUCAGCGAUAAUGUUGUUUUUGCUUAUGAUACUGAUCUAUGUUGGCGCUGGCGCUUCUGCGCAGUCAGCAUAUGUGCAUCGGAUUCCUAUGACUGGGGUGGACGCUCUGCGCAUCGAAUAUUUAAGUUUGGAACGCGCGCUCUGGAAUUAUUUAAACAAAACGGCAAAUAGCCAAAACAACAAGGAUACACAACUGCGCAAGGUGUACGAUUCGCAUCGCAACUUCAUCAAUAAGAGUCAAAUGGGACGCGAAUUUGCCAGUGAAAAGUAUAAAAUCAUGCAUCAUUUUGAGUGGAAUCAACUGGAGAUGAAAUUGGCAGAACUGAAUCGUAUAUUUGACUUUUAUAAGAACACUCUAAUGAAACCAGUGUCGAGCGAUGGACUGGAGGAGCGCGCCGUAUUGGAUUUAGCUGAGACAGUGUUACGCAACGAUAAACAUUAUUCGAUGUCGCAAAUAUUUCAAACAAUCGAAGAAUAUAUGGUCAAACAAGCACUUUACUACAGGGCAAUGGUGGUAUCAGCGGAUCAAAUGUGUCACACAAAACAAUCGGCCCAACAAUUUGUGUAUUCACUGUACACAGAUAUUGCACUAACCGAAUUGAAAGGCUACACAAUGAUAGAAUUCUCAUGGAUGAUGCUGCGCGUAUAUGGGCGUGGCAAUUUCUCACAGGAAGCAGAGUUAAUGCGUCGCGACUACGAGAAGCGCACAGAGCGAACAUUAAAACUACUUAAAGAGGUGAUGAGACGUUCCGAUCGCAUUAUCUGGAGAUGUGAUCCCGACCGUUUCAUACCGAAUAAAACAUAUGACGAAGUGACACGCCUACUGCAGGGCUAUAUUGAGAACGAAGUGGAUCUUAAUUCAGAUGAGACAUGCCGCGAGACAUGCUCAUUCUAUCAAUCGACUCGAAGCGAGGGCUGCUUUAAGGAAUACUUUUGCUCGCGGCAACCCAAGUGUACGGGUCGCCUCUACAACUGUCAGUUUGUUGACUCCGACAUGUGGGUAUGCCCGGCGGCAAUGAAUAGCACGCGUCGCUAUGAAUAUAUCGAAUACGAAAAUGGACGUGUGCUUGGACAGCGUCAGAGAUGUGUGCGAGGCACCACUAAGGUGGAUAGCUGGUGGCGUUACCUCUUCUGGCAUUGCAGCUACUGUUUCUGUCUGUGCGACGAGCAGAGUUUGAAGUCGGAUCGUUUCUUCAAUCUACGCGAAUCCGUGGCGGAUGUCAAGCAGAACAAUGUGGUCACUGGCCUGCGUUUUGUGAAACGCAAUCGUGUGUUCCAUCUACAGAUACAAGAGGGUCAACUGCUGCCACGUGGCGCCAUCAAUGAGUCGACAUUGUCUUGGAAGCCCGUCGAUGAUUACAAAAUCUUUGAUCGAAAUGUUGCCAAAGGCAUUGACUAUCAUACUUUGAGCUAUGAGAGUCGCUCCAUUGAUUUGGAUGACAUCAUGAAAACGGAUGACUACAGCUUUGUGGUCACCGGUGUACGUUUUCGUCUUCUCGGUGCUCAUCUCAAUCUCGAAGCGCGGCUCACUGAGUUUGAUUUUAAGAAGGGCGAACUCAUACAGCCGGAAGUGAACAGCGUUUGGCAAUCGAAUGACAACACCGAUGUUAGCGGCGAACGCAGACAAAAGAUAAACAUCUAUAAUGCAGAUGUGCCCACGAGGACAGUGGUCACCUCGCUGCCAAUAUCCAAGCACAAUCAAUAUGUCGAAUUUGUCAAUUCGGGCAUGGACAAGGAUGCGGCACAGAGCACGGUGCCAUUUAUAGAUAUACAGGAUGUAGUGUCACAACCGCCGGUGCCAUUAGCUGGCAUUGGCCUCUACUAUAAGGGACGUCCCGGCUAUGGUGGCUUUGUGGCACCUAAAAUUAUCACAUAUAACUUUACGCCCCACGUUCAAGUGCCAAAAAACAUUAAGUAGACGCUGAUUAUUCGCGAUGAUAAUAUAGAACCCAUCUCUCAGAUAAUAUAGCUUUCUGUGCAUGUAUAUAUAUGUAUAUAUGUAUAUAUGUAUAUAUGUACACAUGCACACAGACAUUGCUGCUUAUAAAAAAAAACUUGAAUUGAAAAUUUUAGUUAUAAACAACAUACAUGUUACCUAUUGGCAUACACAAAAUACAUAGGCCUAUGUAACUAAUAAAACAAAAACAAAAUAUAAAAAAAAUA
Molecule: messenger RNA, 2900 nt
Organism: Drosophila hydei
Lineage: Eukaryota; Metazoa; Arthropoda; Insecta; Diptera; Drosophilidae
Gene: orion
Exons: 5
Coding region: 748-2655 (635 amino acids)
Source: RefSeq, a predicted model, not a curated record